CUAUCGGCGAUUCUCGAACAUUCUUGCGGCGACUUACAGUGUGCGUUUGAGGGUUUUUAGUGAAACGAUCUAUAUUUUUUUUAAAUCAUCAGAGAAACGAGCCGGGUAACCAUGGCAGACCAGGUUACUUUCCUGAAGGAGCAGGGCAAUAAGGCUCUGGCAGAGAACAAGUUUGAGGAAGCUGUCAAGUUUUACACAGAUGCAAUAAUCAUUGAUAGCAACAACCAUGUGCUGUAUUCCAAUCGUUCAGCUGCUUAUGCUAAAUUGCAGAAUUAUAAUUUGGCUCUGGCUGAUGGGGAGAAAACCAUAGAGAUUAAACCAGAUUGGCCCAAGGGAUACUCCCGCAAAGGACUGGCUCAAGUGUACCUGGAGAAAUAUGAUGAUGCCAUCAAGACUUACCAGGAUGGUUUGCGCGUUGACCCCGAUAACGUUACACUUAAGGAUGGUCUGAAGGAGGCCAUGGCCGGUAAAGCUCCACCACCGUUCCGCAACCCGUUUUCCGGUCCUGAGGUUAUGAACAAGUUACGGUCGGAUCCGCGAACGAAAGCACUGCUCGACGAUCCUGAAUACUUGAAGCUGCUGCAAGCACUUCAGACUAACCCACAGAUGAUGGGAACCAAUCUGCAGGAUCCCAGGAUGCUGACAACACUCUCAGUGUUGCUAGAUUUUCAGGAGCCCAUGGAUACUGAGCCAGGACCACCACCUGCACAAAGUGAGAUGAAAAAGGAGGAGGUACCAAAGUCAGAGCCAGAACCAGAGUUGCCUGAGGAUAAGAAGUUGGCUAAACAAGAGAAGGAAAAGGGCAAUGAAGCUUACAAAAAGAAAGACUUUGAGAAUGCUAUUAAACAUUACAAUCAGGCCAUUGAGCAUGACCCAACAGAUAUUACUUUCCACAACAAUCUGGCAGCUGUGUUCUUUGAGCAGAAGGAGUUUGAGAAGUGCAUUGAGCAAUGCGAGAAGGGCAUUGAAAUCGGACGCGAGAACAGGGCUGAUUUCAAGUUAAUAGCCAAGGCGUUCUUGCGGAUCGCCAACGCAUAUAAGAAACUGAAGAACUGGAAACAGGCUAAGGUCUACUACGAAAAGUCGAUGUCUGAGCACAGGACGCCAGAAAUCAAAACUCUGUUGUCAGAGAUUGAGAAGAUCAUUAAGGAGGAAGACAAGAAGGCAUACAUUGAUGAAGCAAAGUCCGAGGAGGAGAAGGAACUCGGCAACGAACUGUUCAAGAAGGGUGAUUACGCUGGAGCAGUGAAGCACUAUUCGGAAGCGAUUAAGAGGAAUCCGAUUGACGCUAAGAUUUACAGCAAUAGAGCUGCCUGCUACACAAAGUUGGCUGCUUUCGAUUUGGGUCUUAAGGAUUGCGACGAAUGCGUCCGUCUAGACCCCAAGUUCAUUAAGGGUUGGAUUCGUAAAGGUCAUAUAUUGCAAGGUAUGCAACAGUCGACGAAAGCGAUCGCCGCCUUCCAAAAGGCUUUGGCCUUAGAUGCGAAUAACGCGGAAGCGCUCCAAGGGUACAGGGCUUGCAGUUUGGAGAACGCCGGAGUCGGCAGUGAUCCAGAAAAGGUGCGACAGCGUGCUAUGGCAGAUCCUGAGGUGCAGGCCAUCCUCAGGGACCCAGCAAUGCGCAUCAUUCUCGACCAGAUGCAGAAUGAUCCGAGAGCGCUGCAGGAUCAUCUAAAGAACCCCGACGUCGCCGCUAAGAUCCAAAAGCUGCUGGAAUCCGGGUUGAUUGCCAUCCACUAAGCAUACUCGAAAUAAAAAAAACGAAAGAAAAAUGGUUCCGGUGAAGCGAAAAUGAGCGUUACGAAGAAAACCUUUCGCUAUUAUUAUAUAUUCUUUUGAUUUUUUUUUAUUAAUGUAAUAUUAGUUUUUACUGUAACCAGCGGCCAUUCCUGAUGCGCCUGAGAACACUACAUAUGCAGAGCAAGUUUACUAUUUCCAUAGCAUUUUAUUUGGAUGGCAGGAGGAAGGCGUUUUGUUCUUUGACUUUAUUUUAAGUUUUAAGUUACCAAAAUGAAUGAAAAAGAAAGAUGAACAAAAAA
Molecule: messenger RNA, 2039 nt
Organism: Nicrophorus vespilloides
Lineage: Eukaryota; Metazoa; Arthropoda; Insecta; Coleoptera; Silphidae
Gene: Stip1
Product: stress-induced-phosphoprotein 1
Exons: 3
Coding region: 112-1740 (542 amino acids)
Molecular function (GO): Hsp90 protein binding
Source: RefSeq, a predicted model, not a curated record